UGUAGAAUUAGUUGGGAAAAGGAGAGAAAAUUUGGGGGAAAAUGAAUGUGAAGCGACCAAUUCAAAGCGAGGUUGUGGCGAAGAAGUGUCGAAUCUGAAAUCCUUGUGAGAGAGGAGAGCGCUAAACGACUAUGGCGAUGCUAGAAAGCAUCGUCGUUUUCACCCUACUCCUUAUUUUGAUCCUUAUCAUUAUUCUCAUCUUUCUCGCCUUCAAACCAUGGAGCUUCUUCCCUUUCUCCCUUUUCUCAUUCUCUUCUCGCUCUAGCACCGUCAAGGAUGAUGACGUUGAGAGGCCUCUAGUAUCAGAUGAUGUCAAUCUCACUCGAGACCAAAGCAAUGAUUUGACAAGAAAUUAUGAUUUAGAGGGAGCAUGUUACCAAAAUGAAGCUCUUCUGUGUCCACCUCGUAAUGAGGGACUUGCUCACAAACAGCGGAUCCCCUCCGCAUCUUCCCAUUUGGAUCAGGGCGAUAGCUUGGUGCUAGAUGUGAUAUCUGAUCCUUCAGAGGAUAUUUUGGUUGGGCAGACGCUAAAGCGCCCAUUGGCCACAGAGAAACUAAUUGAAGCGCUAAAACUUAGUAGACCUGAAAAUCAAAGUCAAAACAGUAUACAAGAGUUUGUCCCCAAGGCUAUCAGUGAUCAACUUAGAAGUGCUGGAAGUUGCCUCUCCCUUGAGGUUGUCUCUGGUCCUUCUCGUGGAUCUCGUUGUUCUGUACAGUCAACAAACACUUCAAGGCUGCGGUUGACCCUAGGGAGAGUUUCUCCAAGUGAUUUGUUAUUGAAAGAUGCAGAGGUUUCCGGAAAACAUGCGAUGGUAACUUGGAAUUCAAAUAAACUUAAAUGGGAGCUGGUGGACAUGGGUAGCCUCAAUGGAACACUAUUGAAUUCUCGACCAAUUAAUAAUCCUGAUACUGGAAGUAGGCAAUGGAGCCACCCUGUGGAACUUGCAAGUGGAGACACAAUUACUCUUGGCACUACCUCGAACAUACAUGUUCAUAUUUCAUCCCAAAAUGAGUGCCUGGUGCCUUUUGGAGUUGGUAUGAUCUCGGACCCUAUGUCAUUGCGUCGAGGAGGAAAGAAGCUUCCCAUGGAAGAUGUUUGCUUUUACCAGUGGCCUCUUCCUGGCAUUGAACAGUUUGGGGUGUUUGGUAUAUGCGAUGGACAUGGUGGUGUUGAGGCUGCUCAAUAUGCGAGCAAGAUUCUGCCUGAGAUGCUUGCUACCAUUUUAUCAGAUUUUGUUAAAAGAGAGAGGGUUUCGUCACAACAUGAUGCUUCUGAUGUUCUUAAAGAUGCAUUCUCUCGCACAGAAGCGAGCAUGAAUCACUAUUAUGAGGGCUGUACUGCAACAGUUCUUCUGGUUUGGGCUGAUGAUGGUGGAAAUUUCUAUGCACAAUGUGCAAACGUUGGGGAUUCAGCUUGUCUUAUUAAUCUCGGAGAUGAGCAAAUUAAAAUGACAGAAGACCAUAAACUAACUAGUUAUUCUGAAAGGUGUCGCGUUGAAGCUUUAGGGGAGCCGCUAAAAGAUGGGGAAACACGAAUAUGCGGUUUGAACCUUGCAAGGAUGCUCGGAGACAGAUUUCUGAAGCAGCAAGAUUCACGUUUUAGUUGCGAGCCCUACAUAAGCCAACCAGUGCAUAUCAAUCAAACAAAUGGGACAUUUGCACUACUAGCAAGUGAUGGAUUCUGGGAUGUUGUUAGUGUUAGGAGGGCAAUCCAGUUAGCUGCGCAGACGAGGGAGGGGUCGAAGGAGGAGAAAUUGGCAGAGGAGAUUGCACAUGUGCUGUUGAAUGAGGCUAGAACACAGCGAACAAGGGACAACACCUCAAUUAUUUUCUUAGAUUUUGACACCAUAUCUAUGAGAAUAUCUUGUAAAGUUGAUGCUUCUUAAAAUCAGUUUUUUUUUAGGUUGAAAAACUAGACAAAUGCUAUUUUCAUUUACAGCUACAAACUUAUGUUUUUUUCCUAAACUUUUGAUUUUUCAACCCUUAAUUUGCUAUUUUCAUUUCUAGUU
Messenger RNA from Hibiscus syriacus, 2009 nucleotides. RefSeq names its product protein phosphatase 2C 70-like. Gene Ontology annotation, biological process: protein dephosphorylation. The coding region runs from base 132 to 1886 and encodes 584 amino acids. Lineage: Eukaryota; Viridiplantae; Streptophyta; Magnoliopsida; Malvales; Malvaceae. Gene Ontology annotation, molecular function: protein serine/threonine phosphatase activity; cation binding; protein binding. The record is from RefSeq and is a predicted model, not a curated record. The transcript is spliced from 13 exons.